UUAACAUGGCGUCCAGCUAUGGUAGCUGUUUUGAUCAGGGCCGUGGAUUAGAAAACCAAAAUACAAAGCAGGAAGAUGAAGGUGAUAUAGCCACAAUUUUGGGGUGCUAAAACCUGCAUAUUAAUACAGUAAGGUUUUCAUUGGACUGCCUGCUUUCCUAGCUUCUGAUCAUCCUUUGAACCGAGUAGUUACUAGUUUGCUUCAUUCCGAGUGAGAGAGGAAGAAGACGGGAUCAAGGAAUGGAGGGGACAACCUCCCCCGUAAAAUCAGUCAAGCCCUCUCGCUGUGAGGCCAGAGCCAAAGCUUCAUCCUCUGCCAGCAGUAGUCCCCUAAAAGAGGCUUCAGGGCAGAGAGAUAGCCCUGGCCCCAAGCUUGCCAUGGCCUGUCAGACCAAGGAGAACACCACAACCAGAGAAGACGACAAGACCCAAGGCAGUAAGCGUGGGACAGGAGCAUCCAGGGCCUCCACAAAUGGCCCUCAAGACCCAGGGAAAGUGAAGCCUCGUCGACUGACUGGGAGGACCAGUUCUGGGGAGAGGGUGAAGGGGAAGGUUGGACUGGGAGGACAGCUCCAGCAGGGUGGUGAUUCUAAGCCCUCAUUGGCUACAGAAUGCAACCCUGGUGGUGGAGGAACAGGGGUGGCUACGGUGGCCUCCUCAUCUGAAGAAUGCCUUACUCCACAGACCAAACCAGGUCCAGUGAAGAAGUCACCUGGUGAUAUGGCAGGUGCUUUGGUGGGCCCAAAGCAGCCUGCUGUGGAGGUCACUGGUGUAGGGUCAGGGGUCACUGAGACGGGUCAGGGUGGAAACAUGACCUCUGAACAGAAGCUGGGUCUCAGACAGGCUGAGGAGCGCCUCUACAGAGACUACAUACAUAGACUGAUCAAGCAAUCUCCAGACUAUCCCAACUACCAGUAUCUAUGCAAACUGUGUUCUGUACACAUUGAGAACGUACAGGGGGCGCACAAACACAUCAAGGAGAAAAGGCACAAGAAGAACAUCAUGGUGAGAGAAAAAGAGAAGCAGGAGGAGAACGAGCUGAGGGCACUGCCUGCCCCAUCUGCAGCCCAGAUCCGAGCUGUUGACGCCGCCGUCAUCCACGUGGCCCAACAGCACGGCAUCUCCGACCUGGACUUCCUGGUGCGCCAGGAAGUAGUCACUAAGAUGGAGGCGAUCAUACAGCAGCACCUCUCAGUUUGUUCCCUUCGCCUCUACGGCUCCUGUCUCACCCGAUUUGCCUUCAAGACAAGUGACAUCAACAUUGACGUCACCUACCCCUCCACUAUGACCCAACCAGAUGUGUUGAUACAAGUGCUGGAAAUCCUGAAGAACAGCACUCACUUUUCUGAGGUGGAGUCUGACUUUCACGCCAAAGUUCCGGUGGUGUUUUGCAGAGAUGUCAACAGUGGGUUGAUGUGCAAGGUGAGUGCCGGUAAUGAUGUAGCCUGCCUCACCACCAACCACCUGGCUGCCCUGGCUAGACUGGAGCCCAGACUGGUGCCUCUGGUACUGGCCUUCCGCCUCUGGGCCAAGCUGUGCCACAUUGACUGCCAGGCUGAGGGGGGCAUUCCCUCCUACUCCUUCUCCCUCAUGGUCAUAUUCUUCCUCCAACAACGGAGAGAGCCCAUCCUCCCUGUCUACUUCGGCUACUGGAUUGAAGGCUUUGAUGUAAAGCACGUGGAUGAGUACCAUCUGACGGGGAUAGAGAUGGAUAUAUUUGUGGGGUGGGAGCACAGAGCCCCUAGUACAGAGGGGAGAGGGGACGGCCGGGGGGAAGGAGGAAAGGCCAAGCCGGUGCAGAAGAAACCUGUUGUGAAGAACCGGCACACUGAGGGGAUGACACGUCUGGCCCUAGAUCUGGGUAAGGGGGUGUCCCUGGGCCAGCUGUGGCUGGAGCUGCUGAGGUUCUAUACUUUGGAGUUUGCCCUGGAGGAACACAUCAUCAGCAUCCGCCUCAAAGAGCUCCUGUCCAGAGAGAUGAAAAACUGGCCCCGGCGGAGGCUUGCUAUCGAGGAUCCGUUUGCCCUGAAGAGGAACGUCGCCCGCAGCCUGAACAGUCAGAUGGUGUUUGAGUACAUCCAGGAGCGCUUCCGCACAGCUUACAAAUACUUUGCCUGCCCGCAGAGUGCGGACAGAAUCCCCGGUGGGUGCCAGAGAGCCAAGAAGACCGCCAAACAUGGUGGGAGGAAACAGGUGGAAGGACUGUCUGAGAAGGGUGCAGAUGUAGAGAUCAAAAUAAACUGUCUGAACGUUCUACGGUCUGCGACAAGAUACGAUGAGGAAGGCGAUGGUGGGGGUGAUGAAGAGCUCGAAGCAGAUCCAUCUCUGGAGGAGAGGGCAUUGAACAGUGGCCUUACGGACUUGGUACUCAGUGAGGGCGGCAGUUCAACUGAUGGGUCUGGACCUGAGCCUGGUGACGUGAAGCAUUCCUCCGCAUCCCAUUUGAUACAGAACGGCCUGCUGGACAGUGAUGAAGAGGAAGAGGAGGAGGAGGAGGAGGAGGAGGAGAAGCAGGGACAUAUUGCACCUGAGGACCUGCACUAUGUCUUUGACAGUAUGAUCUUCACCGGCGGAAAACCUCCUACGGUGGUGUGCAGCAUCUGUAAGAGAGACGGCCACCUGAAGGACGAGUGUCCAGAGGACUUCAAGAAGAUCGAGCUCAAGCCGCUGCCGCCCAUGACCGACCGCUUCUGUGCCAUACUGGAUGGUCUUUGUAGACUCUGCUACCAGGAGCUGUCCCCUUCUGUUGGAGAGCAGCAGAAGAGAGAGCAAAUUUUGGCCAUUCUGGAGAGGUUUAUAAGAAAGGAGUACAAUGACAAGGCCCAGCUGUGUUUGUUUGGCUCCUCCAAGAACGGCUUUGGUUUCCGUGACAGCGACCUGGACAUCUGCAUGACCCUAGAGGGCCAUGACACAGCAGAGAAGUUGAACUGCAAAGAGAUCAUUGAAGGCCUGGCCAAAGUGCUAAAGAAACACACAGGUCUGAGGAACAUCUUGCCUAUCACAACAGCCAAAGUGCCUAUUGUGAAGUUUGAACACAGGCAGAGUGGACUGGAGGCAGACAUCAGUCUCUACAAUACUCUGGCUCAGCACAACACCAGAAUGCUGGCGACCUACGCGGCUCUAGACUCUCGUGUGCAGUUCCUGGGAUAUACCAUGAAGGUGUUCGCAAAGCGCUGUGACAUAGGUGACGCAUCUAGAGGAAGUCUGUCGUCCUAUGCCUACAUCCUGAUGGUGCUCUACUUCCUCCAGCAGAGAGAGCCCCCUGUCAUCCCUGUUCUCCAAGAGAUCUUUGAUGGACAGACUGCACCACAGAGGAUGGUGGAUGGUUGGAAUGCUUUCUUCUUUGAUGACAUUGAGGAACUGCGUCGUCGUCUACCGCAACAGCAGUGCAACAGUGAAUCUGUGGGGGAGCUCUGGCUGGGCCUGCUCAGGUUCUACACUGAGGAGUUUGACUUCAAGGAGCAUGUCAUCAGCAUUCGCCAGAGAAAACGGCUCACCACCUUCGAGAAGCAGUGGACCUCAAAGUGCAUCGCUAUCGAAGAUCCAUUUGACUUGAAUCACAAUCUUGGUGCUGGAGUUUCUCGUAAAAUGACUAACUUCAUCAUGAAGGCCUUUAUCAACGGCCGGAAGCUGUUUGGUACUCCCUUCUACCCCCAGCCUGGCAUGGAGGCGAGUUACUUCUUUGACCCCAAGGUGCUAACAGAUGGGGAGCUGGCACCUAAUGAUAGGUGCUGUCGAAUCUGUGGCAAGAUUGGCCAUUACAUGAAAGACUGUCCCAAGAGACGCAGGUACACUGGGAGAGAUCAUCAGGGGAUGAAAAAGAAAGAGAACGAGAAAGAGGAGGAUGUGAAAGAGGGAGAAGAGCAUGAACCACGAGAGCGUCGUUGUUUUCAGUGUGGUGACAUGGGUCAUGUACGAAGAGAUUGCCCAGAAUACCGCCAUGUUAGACAAAGAGUUUCAGCGGGACCAGUUCCCCACAUGGUGCGAGCCAUGGUGAGCUCCCAGUCCAUCCCCAUUCCUCCGCCUCCUCAGGAUCGCCCUGGGCGCACCAGACAACCUUCUGAAUGUUCUGAUUCCCGCCAGACUCCGCCCUACUCCCCUCAGCCCGCCCCGUUCUCCCAGGUUUCCAGCCAAUCCUCCAGUUCCCCCCAGUCAUCAUCCUCCAAGACGUCCACCGGUGGGGGGGCCCCCAAGCAGACCCAACACCCCCAGGUUCCCCUCUCUCUAUUCAGCUUCCCUCCAUCCCACUCUCACCCGGGCCAGUACCACCACCCUGGAGCUCUCACUGCUCUGGGGCUGCUGCCGUCCCACCCCAGCAAACACCAGCACCAGUCCCAUCACCAACACCACCCUUCCACCUCCUGGCCCAUCCAUGGCCCUGUCCUCCAGACCCCCAACAGCCCUGGAGGGCCCUCCCCACCCGGCCUCAAAUUCCCCUUGCGCCAGGCUCCAGGGCCGGGGAACGGGAAUGCAGGGCCAGGGGGCUCCCCGGUGGGAGGCGCCCCAAUGAACCUCAACGACCCCAGCAUCAUCUUCGCCCAGCCGGCGGGGAGGCCGAUAGGCCUGGGAGGAGGGCCGGGCCGGGAUGGGCACUGGCACAACCACCUGCCACAGCAGGGGGCACUGGUGGCUAACGGCACUGUGGGCAAGUCAGACCCAGCCUACCAGACCCAGUUCGGAGGUGUGAGCCAGCAGGGCUCUAGGACCUGGGAGCACGGCAACGCAGCUAACUACUCUCUAUCCCCGUCCUGGCCCUACCGCAUGCCACAGAACUUCAUCCAGCAGGGCAAUGGGGGUUACCCACAACCCGGGAAACCCUUCAUGUCCCAAGGUUCUGUUGUGCACCCUAAUCAACAUUUCCUAACCCACGGACGACAUCAUGUCAACCUCAACUACAUCCAGCAGAAGAAAUGAAUUUGGAACUCUGAACUCUACUCCCAUAUCUCCAUUCAAUUAGGUUGUAUGGUCUUUCACCACGACAAAACAAAAACGAUAUAAUCUAACUUUGCAUCAUUUGGUCACAACAGUACUUUUUAAAUGAAUUUUAUCAUUUUUGUACAGUUUUUAUGUUUCUUUUAAUCUUUUUCUCAUUACAUUGAUUUGUGAUACAAAUGUCAAAUAUUUUAAUACCCCCAUUUUUGAAGGGGUCCAAAAAGUGUUUUUAUUUUAUUGUGUAAAGUAAGGAGGUCAAAAUGAUUCUUUAUUUUUAUUAGCUGUAUUCAUACUUUGCUUGCGUAAGGAUAAAAGCUUUGAAUAGACAUUUGUUAAAAAAAUUACUGUAACAUGCCCACCCCUAUCCAAUUAUGUAGUGCCAAAAAGACCUAUAAGGGGAAAAACUGAAUAAAAAUCGAAACAUGAAAAGACCCCCCAAAAAAGUAAGUAAAAGUAAACAAACAACAUUUGUUUUUUUGUGGUUAUUCCUUGACUGCAUUCAUCAAAUUUCAGGGAGCGAUUAAGAAUAAUCUGGGAUUUAAAGCAAUUUUAAAUAAGUAAUCUGUUUCUGGUUGUUGUUGUUUUUUUUUUUAAGGGCAACUGAACUCACUGAUUUCACCUUGUUUUGAAACUUGAACAUUAAGAAAUGCAGCAGCCAUGAAUGAAUUCAAAUGAUUGCUGAAUUUGGGGUGUGGUUUCAUUUGGUUGUUUAUUAAAAUGCAUUCCUUUGCCUCCGUUUCCAA
Esox lucius (northern pike) is the source of this 5674-nucleotide messenger RNA. RefSeq names its product terminal uridylyl transferase 4 (gene tut4). The transcript has 29 exons. NCBI's taxonomy places the organism in Eukaryota, Metazoa, Chordata, Actinopteri, Esociformes, Esocidae. The coding region runs from base 240 to 4913 and encodes 1557 amino acids. The record is from RefSeq and is a predicted model, not a curated record. Gene Ontology annotation, molecular function: nucleic acid binding; RNA uridylyltransferase activity; zinc ion binding.